AUGGGGUGUCUACAGGAUAGCUUGGCUAUCUCAAAACAGGCUGAGAGUAAGAAGACUUCUUCUGCUCCUGCAAAAAGGUCUGCCGAGACCCAGCCCUCUGAGUCCACCCAAUCAAAGAAGCCGAGGUCUGCCUCAGCUACAACUUCGGGGUCCAAGAAAUCUGAUGUCCCCUGGGCACCAAAGUUGACUUUGGAGGAUAGGCCAAUUAUGUCAACUGAGAGUGCCGACGACAUUAAUGUUGGUGUCGCCCUCAGUACAGCUCUUCUCCUUCCAAGCGAUCUGGAGCGAAAUGCUGGGUACAGCGAGUACGAAAACUACGCACUAAUGCUCCAGCACUCCGUUCAACAAAGAGUGGUUGACAUAAAGAGGGAGAUUUCUGCCCUCAAAAAGGACAGUAAAUCUUUUGAAUCGAAGAUGAAGAAAUUGGAAGAUCAGGCCGAGGCCGCUACUAAGGCCCAGCAAAUAGCCGAAGAAAAAGCGGAGUCUGCUGAGGCUAUUAGAAAAGUUGCUGAAGCUGAAAAGGAGGAGUUUAAAUCGAAAAUGGCUCAGGCUGAGAAAGAGCUUCAAAAGGCUCUGGCCACAAAAAAAGCCGAAAUUGAAGAAGCUGAUGAGAAGGCCUAUGCCCAGGGCAUGGCCGACGUCACUGAGGACUAUAAACUUCAAGUUAAGCAGGCUGAAGAAGAAUCUGAGUCUGAGCCUGAAGUCGAAGAUGAGGAUAACGAUGACGGUGAUGCUCUAGUAAGGAAGCCCAAGGACGCUGGUGAGAUCCAAUCUCUUCCUCAGGAUGAUCAAAUCUUAGACUUGACUCACGAAGAGGAUGAGGAGGUUAUUAAAGAGGCUACUCCUGAACAAGCAUCAUCUGAUGUCCCUCCUAUCUAUGACAAUCUUAAUCAAACACUUGCCGAAAUUGAUGCCGAGAUUAUGGCCGAGAAGGUUGCCGAAGUAGCUUUUCAAGAACCCGCCGAGGUCCAAAUUCAAAUUGCUCCUGAUGCUGAAGAAUCAUAA
Molecule: messenger RNA, 1005 nt
Organism: Camellia sinensis
Lineage: Eukaryota; Viridiplantae; Streptophyta; Magnoliopsida; Ericales; Theaceae
Source: RefSeq, a predicted model, not a curated record